UCUCGUCAGCUAAACAAAGACUUCAGUUAUGCGUGACAAUAAUACAAUUUGAAUACGGUAUGUGUUGACGUGGAASAAUCGAGGAGCGUCUGGGUCGAAGUGGAACUCGUUUGGACUCCGAUUCUUUCAAUUUUAAUGCCCUAAAUCUCCCUUUCUAAGCUMUUAAGGAAGCAAACAUGGCACAGUCGGAGAAAGUAAAAACUGUUGAAAUUGAAGAAGUUUCACGACCAUUUUACGAGCGCAUUUACCGCAACGCUCGUAACAUGACGCGUGAUGAAUUAAAAGAAUAUGGGCGCUAUUUCAUCGUUACUCUCUCGCUCUGGCUGGUUGGGCACUUCCACUUCAGCUUUGCGUGGAUCGUCAUGAUUUUGAUGGUUUUUGUAAGCUGGCAAUUUGACUUAGAAAAGAAGAGAAAGCACCGCGAUAACUUGGCCAAAGCUCACGUUUCCUCGUUUGUUCACAAGUUCCAAAACAUGCCUUCRUGGGUUUACUUUUCUGAUAAAGAGCACGCUGAAUGGAUCAACAAAAUGCUAUAUCAAAUGUGGCCUUACGUUGGUGACAUGGUGUGCGAUAUUCUCAAGAAUACUGUAGAACCAGAGAUGCAAAAAAAUCUUCCUAAAGCGCUCAGCACUUUGUACUUCGAUAAGAUCACCCUGGGCAACAAGCCUCCCUUGAUMAAAAGCGUGUCCUCUUACGACCAGACAGACAAGAAAGGAUGUUAUAUUAUGGACCUCGACAUCAAAUACGACGGAGACUUCCAAGUCAAAUUAGCAGUUAAAAAUGUSAAAUUAGGCCUGAAUAAUUUCAGAUUGCACGGAGUACUGCGCGUGAUUUUUAAGCCAAUKGUGUCAGAGUACAAUCCUAUUGGUGGAGUCACCGUGUUUUUCCUCAACAGRCCAAAAACUAAAUUUGAUCUCACAAAUCUCCUCAAUGUCCUGGACCUUCCUGGUCUUAAGAGCAGCCUUCGAAGCAUUGUCAACGACACCAUUGCAUCAUUUGURGUKCUUCCUAAYCGGAUUGCCAUUCCACUYGCUGAAGGUGUUGAUGGAAGCGACCUGCAGUACCCAAUUCCAGAGGGUAUUCUUCGAGUAAAACUAGUAGAAGCGAGAGACCUGGUUGCAAAGGAUUUYGGGAUUGGAAGCAGGGGGAAGUCUGACCCUUAUGCUAUAUUAGAGGUUGGUGCRCAGAGAUUCCGCAGCAAGAUCAUCAAGAACAAUCUAGACCCAGUUUGGAAUGAGACUUACGAGGCAUUUGUUGAUAACUGUGAAGGUCAGGCAAUUGAAAUGACGAUCUGGGAUGAAGACACAUCAAGUAAGGACACUCAGAUUGGUUACCUUGAGACAUCCAUUGCUAGUGCCGUUGAGCAAGGCCAGCAUGACAUAUGGCUACCACUAGAGGGCGUUAAGUCUGGCCGUGUGCACCUUCAGCUGUCAUGGCACCCCCUGACCAACAACCCCACCCAUCUUCAGCAGACUGAAAACCCAGAGGACUCUGUUGCAGCUUUGUUUGUUAAGGUCAUCAAAGCAAAUCAACUUCCAUCCAACAAGAAACCACAGCUCAAUAGCAUCUUCUGUGAAGUUGCUGUUGUCAACACMAAGCUMAACACCUUUGUCUCMUAUGGGGAAAAGACGGAAUGGAACCAAGGACUUCGGUUUCUUGUCAAGAAUCMCRAAACAAAUGAAGCCAAGAUUAAAGUCAUUGAAUGCAAAGGAAACCGCWCGCUUGGUCACAUGACAUACAGUGUCAAAGAUUUGCURCAAAAGCGAGGAAUGCAGGAAGAGAAGACCUUUGUCCUUAUGGAGUCUGGGGAAAAGAGCACUCUAACCUGCCGAUUCACUCUAAGGAUCAUGGGUAAACCUGGAGCAAAAUCAGUUGCCAYGGCCGACGAUGUUGAUGCUGCCAUAGCAACAGAAACAGAGAGCAAACCACCUUCUAAUAUCCCGACCCUUGUCAUAAAUGAYGGACAGGAUCCUGUSAUUAAAAGGGAAAGGAGAGAGACUGGAUCCGACCGAGCAAGUGUCUACGAUGAGGCCAGCUUUGGUGACCAGUCCCUUGAGGACUUAUCGAGCCGAGGGGAACUGGAGCUACACUUGAAGUAUGACCACAGAAGAAACUGCCUUGUUACCAAGGUGAUAGGGGUCAAGCACCUGAGGUCACRUGACCCUGAAAACAAGACUAACCCGUUUGUCCGGUUAUACCUGUUACCGGAUAGAUCCAAGAAAACGAGACGUGUCACCAAGAUUAUAAGAGGUUCUUAUGAUGGCGAGUACCGUGAGACAUUUGAGCAUGGCAUCGGUCUUGACAUGCUUGCAAAUCGACAACUUGAGUGUGCUGUCAAAAGUGACCGUGGGUUCAGGAAUCGUUUGAUAGGAAUUGGAAAAGUUGACUUUGGGGAACUUGAUCUUAGUGCUGGAUGUUCUCUGCGUCUUGACCUUUUUAAAAUCUAAUAGAUUUUUGGUUUGCAACUGCAUGACAAAGUCUUUCAAGCAUUUUAUUUUUUACAGCAAAUACUUAGUCCACAACACUUCUGGAAACACAGUACUUGCUGCUUCAGUUUUCAUUACUUUUAUCAUAAAGCAAACAAAAAAGUAACAAUUCGAAAGUAAAGUAUGAAAUAAUUUUAAGAAAUAUAUCAGAGUGAUCGCACUUAAUCUGUGCAACUGUACAAACUAAAUAUAAUGCUAUUUAGUUGUAUUUAGUAAAUUGUGCAUGUGGUACACAAAUUAAAUUAAAUUGAUACAAAUGAAGCAUUCAAUACCGUCUUGCUUCAGGUGCACUUUUAGUACAAAUUAGUACUACUUAGAUUUUGUACAGUUCCACGGUUUAAGUGAAAUCACAAUGGUUCAGAAAGGACUGUACAAAAUGAGAAAAUGGGUUUCUUGUCCAUAAAAGAUAAUUGCUUUCUCAGGUUUAACUGAGGGCUUCUUUUGUAGAUUUGGGCUUCGAUCUUUUGUAGAUUUUUAUGAAGGAAAGUACAGGAUAUUCUCCUACAUGUAAGAUUGUUAGAAAAGGAGGGUGCAUGCUUAGAGAAAUGACAACAAAAUAGACACAUUUGAUGUGCAAAUUACCAUUUUUUAUGCAUCCUAAACCCCCCUGUCUUAGGUUUUUUUAGGUCUCAUGCAUACAGCAURGAUAAAAUUUUAAUUAAUUAUCAAUAAUUUAACUAUUUAAUUGGAAAAUUCUUAUAAUUUAUUUGUUAAAUUUAAGUUAAAGACUUUUUAAAGUGUUGUUUAAAUUCAAAUUUGUCAUUAAAAUAUUUAAAAAAUCACAAA
Exaiptasia diaphana is the source of this 3272-nucleotide messenger RNA. Its product is annotated as extended synaptotagmin-1. NCBI's taxonomy places the organism in Eukaryota, Metazoa, Cnidaria, Anthozoa, Actiniaria, Aiptasiidae. The transcript has 3 exons. Gene Ontology annotation, molecular function: lipid binding. Bases 177 to 2447 code for a protein of 756 amino acids. The record is from RefSeq and is a predicted model, not a curated record. Gene Ontology annotation, biological process: lipid transport.